This is a messenger RNA of Schistosoma bovis, 996 nucleotides long. The record is from the annotation of a GenBank genome assembly. Lineage: Eukaryota; Metazoa; Platyhelminthes; Trematoda; Strigeidida; Schistosomatidae.
AUGCAAGCAUGUCCAUUAAAUUCCAAAGAUUUGUUAAAAUUACGAUGUCGAUUUCGUACUGGACAGUAUACUUUGAGUGAUUUAACUGCUGAUUCAACCAUCAAUGAACUACUUCAAACAAUUACUUCACUUGUAGGUGUUACACAAUCUCGUAUAUCACUUUAUUAUGGUUAUCCUCCUCAAAAGUUGGAUUGUAGCAUUUCAAGUCUUAGUAAACAUCUCUGGGAGAUCCCUCUUCGUUCGGGUGACAUGCUUACUGUUGAUGUAACGGAAGAAAAACCAACAAAUGUCAACUCACAAACUGUAAAUCAUCAACCUCAUGAACAUGAAAUAAUCACUAAUAAACAAUCUGAAUCACAUAUUGUCCGAUUAUCUGCACCAUCUGAUAAUUCUUGUCUAUUUACAAGUGUUCUUUUCUGUAUGAAUAAUGAAGACAAUCAUUUAAAAAUUGGUACAGAAGUUGUAACAAAUAUUGCUGAAGUCAGUAAUUUAAGAGAAUUAAUUUCCGGUAUUGUGUUAAGCGAUCCAGUCAAGUAUUCUGAAGCAUUCCUCGGGAUGUCAAAUGAACAAUAUUCACUUCAAAUUAGACAAUCAGAUAAAUGGGGUGGAGGUAUUGAAGUAUCAAUUUUAUCACAAUUAUAUAAAAUUGAAAUAUGUAUUGUAGAUAUUGAAUCAUGUCGAAUUGAUCGUUUUGGUGAAGAUCAAAAUUAUCCUAAAAGAAUUUUAUUAAUUUAUGAUGGUAUACAUUAUGAUCCAUUAGCACAAGAAUGUCCAAAUCGUAAUUGUUUAAUAACUGUAUUUUCAUCAAAUAAUGAUUCAAUUCUUUUUGAAGCUCAACAAUUAGCAUCAAAAGCUCGUGCUGAAUGGGCAUUCACUGAUCUUUCAUCAUUUACAUUACUUUGUCGACAAUGUGAUGCACCAUUAAUUGGUCAAGAAGCUGCACAAAAACAUGCACAAUUAACAGGUCAUACACAAUUUAGAGAAAUUUUACAUUAA